AGACCGGGUUGAUGGCCGAGCAGAUGGGGGUGCAGCUGGGGAGGAGGAGCUUGAAGGUGAAGAAGCAGACCCCGCUGACAACCAUCGACGAGGACCAGGAGGGCGAAAGGCCGCGCGCUGCCACCUGGGCGCCCGGCUACGCCGAGGCGCGCAUCAAGAAGACGUGGCUCACCAACAAGCUCGGCGUGGAGGUCUCGUCCCUGUGGCAGGCGCCGGAGUGGCUCUCCUCGACCGUCGAGGUCACGGACGACCCGCACCAGGCCGAGUCCUGGAGCCCCGCCGCGCUGGCGGUGCUGGAGGAGGACAGGCAGUUCAACCAGGA
Prorocentrum cordatum is the source of this 322-nucleotide messenger RNA. The record is from the annotation of a GenBank genome assembly. NCBI's taxonomy places the organism in Eukaryota, Dinophyceae, Prorocentrales, Prorocentraceae.